AUGGUUUGUCCAUCGUCGGCUGUGGUCAUAGCUCGCCGGCAAUGUCAAUCAUUUUUAAUAGUUAGAACAGUACGACACAUAACAAAGAGCGGUGGAAGUAGUAAUGAUUCGGGUUCAGGUACAGAUGAUUGGGAAAAUAACAACACCAGCAGCGAACACAUUCUAUUUCGUCAACGUAUUCCGUUGCACGCAUCCGUUCCGUUGACUGGCAAACAUGUUACAACAAGGUGGAAUAUCUGGCGUACUUCAUCCUGUAACAGUCGUUGUGACGAGUGUGGCAAACCACUCAAAAACAUUCCAUCAUCGACGCCCAGCUCGCGUUAUCUGAUUUGUGAAAACUGUCGGCGGUUAUUUAGCUGCGGCCCGCCAGAUGAGGAUGAUGAAAAAGGAAGUAUUUUAAAAGCAAGUGAAGCAGACAAGAAACCGCCGUAUCCAAAAGAGAUUUAUGGUUUCCUGAAUAAAUAUAUCAUCGGUCAAGAACAAGCUAAGAAAACGCUUUCAGUUGGAGUUUAUCAACAUUACUUACGUCUGUAUCAUAAUAUCGAGAAUAACGUUAGUUCACCAGCCAUGAAUAAUGCGGAAGGGAAUCGGCCGCGCACAGGAGCAUCUUCAUCUGGUGUAUUGUAUCAGGAAGAUUAUAGUAGAACUAGUCGCGCCGACAUUCGUUUUUUCUCGGAAGUAACGGCUCCUCAACAAAAACACCGAAUUGGUUCACCAGUAUUUCGUCCACUUCCUGAAAACGAUGUUCCUAUCCGACUAGAAAAGUCUAACAUUCUGUUACUUGGUCCGUCUGGUGUCGGCAAAACCUUUAUCACUCAGACAUUAGCCCGUAUUUUGGAUGUACCCAUUGCGCUAUGUGAUUGCACAUCCAUGACUCAGGCCGGUUAUGUUGGCGAAGAUGUGGAAAGCGUUGUGCAAAAACUCGUGCAGAAUGCGGGUGGUAACGUGGAACGUGCACAGCAAGGGAUUGUUUUCUUGGACGAGAUAGAUAAAAUAGCUGCAGCACAUAAUGUACAGUCUCAUGCAUUCAGAGAUGUUAGCGGUGAAGGCGUACAACAUGCAUUGCUCAAAUUAGUAGAAGGAACAUUGGUGAACGUAAAGAGUAGUCGUAAGUCAAUGAGCACGCAGCAAGACUUCGUUCAGGUUGACACAACAGAUAUCCUGUUUGUCGCAUCGGGCGCAUUCACCGCUUUGGAUCGUAUAGUCGGCAAACGACUUGAUAAGAAAACACUUGGCUUAGGUGCAAAAUCAGGAAUGCAGCGAAUAACCGAUGAUGAUAAGCUAGAAGCAGCAAUUUCGAAGAAGCGAGACGAUCUUUUGCGACAAGCGGAUCAAGGAGACCUUAUAAGUUUUGGCAUUGUACCGGAACUUGUUGGACGUUUUCCGGUUAUUGUUCCUUUUCACAGUUUGGAUAAGGGUAUGCUAGUCAGAGUAUUAACUGAGCCAACGAAUUCACUUCUUGCACAGAAAAAACUUGAAUUUGCUAUGGAUGGUGCAGAUCUUUCGUUUUCCUCUGAUGCACUUGAUGAAAUUGCUGCGCUUGCAUUAGAGCGUAAAACUGGUGCACGUGCAUUACGUUCCAUCGUGGAAAAGGUAUUACUCGAGGCGAAGUUUACGGUACCAGGAAGCGAUAUCGAAAGUGUUCACAUAAAUAGAGAGUGCGUGCAAGGUAAAGCUGAUUAUGUAUAUACGCGACGUGCUCAGCAGGCUACAGGUUAA
Brugia malayi is the source of this 1719-nucleotide messenger RNA. RefSeq names its product ATP-dependent Clp protease, ATP-binding subunit, putative. NCBI's taxonomy places the organism in Eukaryota, Metazoa, Nematoda, Chromadorea, Rhabditida, Onchocercidae. Gene Ontology annotation, molecular function: ATP binding; ATP hydrolysis activity. The record is from RefSeq and is a predicted model, not a curated record. The transcript has 8 exons. Bases 1 to 1719 code for a protein of 572 amino acids. Gene Ontology annotation, cellular component: mitochondrial matrix. Gene Ontology annotation, biological process: proteolysis; protein catabolic process.